UCCCACAGUACUGGAACACUCUAAAAAUAUCUAAACAAAACCAGUUAACAGAUGAAUUCUGUCGACAUUGGAAAGAGAAGAAGGAAGAGAAAGGAAAACACUCCUGGCAAAUGCCUCAGCCUUUCAGGGUGAAUCUUUUCAGCUGGAGCAUUCCUAGAACCGGAGCAAAGUGAUAUCGUAACAGCAUUCGGAAGCAGUCAUGGGCCUUCACAAAUGCACUGGUCUCUACUUAUUACUCUGUAUCAGCACAAUUUUGACCCUCUGUCAUCAAAGUUCAGCCUGUCACCUGGGAACGCAGACAGAAUGUGAGAAAGCACCCUUUGUGCCUGGCUACAACCUUGCAGGAGAAGGAUUUGAUGUAGUCAGCCUGAGACGCAAAGGUGCCUAUUUGAUAAAUGUCGAAUCCCACAAAUAUGACAACAAUACAUGUACUGUGUGUGAGAACCGCUUCCAACAAGGACAGAUGCAGAAACUUCCCUUGGCCAUUGUGGACUGGCGUCCUUUGAGUCACUGUAGCAAACAGCUCUCAAGCGCUCUUUAUUAUUCCACUUAUUCACUUAUCAAAAGCUCCACAUCACAAAUCAACAAUAACUGGGGAGUAGGCCUUAGCCUGGAUGAUUUUGGUAAGGCUAUUUUAGGAGGGAGUCAUUCAGACAUAGCGAACUUUGCCCGAUCGCAGCAGAUUAUGGACAAGAUGACCUUUGCUCUUCACGAGAUCAGCUGCACUUAUUACAGCUACAGGGUAGUGAAUCAGCCAGAGCUCAGUGAAGAAUUUAAAAAACAUUUACUUCAACUACCUACACACUACAGUGAGAAAACUAAGCCCCAGUAUCAGAGGAUUAUUGAUACAUAUGGCACCCAUUACAUCCGCCAUGUCUAUUUGGGAGGACGCGUGAGACAGGUCACAGCCUUCCGAACCUGCCUUGCAACCCUAAUGGGGUUUUUGGAGAUGGAUAUAAAGAACUGUCUGAACAUUGAGUUAAAAAUCGCUCUAGGAUUUCUGCCUGCAAACAUAUCAUAUUCUAAUAAAUGCUCAAACAUUCUCAAGGAUAACAUGAACACAGGCUUCUAUCAGGGCUUCUUGACACAGAAGUUUGAGGUCUUGGGUGGCGAAAGUUACAUCCCAAGCCUUGCGUUUCCAGCCGACAGGUAUGCAAGCUGGAUGAACAGCUUGCGUGAAAACCCAGAAAUAAUUUCCUAUGACAUUUUUCCUCUCCAUCACCUUGUUGCUGACUCAGAGCUGAGUGCCAGCCUCAAGAACGCAGUGUCUGACUACAUUAAAGAAAAUAUGCUUCCUUUGGAGAAGAAUCCAAGCCACAAAUGCAACCUAACGCCAAACUUGGACCACAACUGCUGCCCUCUGCGAGCACAUCGUGGCACCAUGAGAGUGGUGGUGCAACGGGCCAAUGGUCUCAAGGCUGACCCAUUUAGUAAAAGCGAUGCUUAUGUCAAAGUGUGGUACAAUAACAAGUAUGAGCAAACAUACAUAAUAAUGAAUAAUGAUAAUCCAGUAUGGUACAUUCCUUACAAUUUUGGUUCAAUACAAUUUGGUCAUGCAUUAAUAUUUGAAGUGUGGGACAAGGAUGUAAGGUACGAUGACUUCUUGGGAAGGUGUUCCAUCUACCCUGAACGUGGAGAUCACUCACAUAGUUGUAGGUUAAACAAAGGAGUCUUUUAUUACAAGUACAUUGCAGAAUGUGACACUCACCUGUCCGGUCACUGGUGUGGACAUUACUCCCCAAAAGCCUAAAUACUUAAUUCAGGCAAUUACAACUACGAAAAUAUGACAAAUUUUUUUUUUUUUUUGUAUAUCUAUACUUCAAAUGUCAUUUCAAGUCACCAUUAAGAAUAGACAUGUAUAAUCAAUGAGUUCUAAUUUGCUUAUUAGUGUCAGCACUUUCUAAAUGGAACCAUGCCUAUAAGAAAACUUCCCUGUUGAAUUUGCAGCAAUAUUUCUGGGUUAAAAUGAAUUUACUUUGUACUGCGUAUAUAAAGUGGGGUCUGUAAAUAUUUAGACUUAAGCAAUUCUUGUAAAUUUGUAAACUUGUGUAAUGCAGUAUAUAAGAGCUGAAAUACAGUACUGAAUAUGUUAUUUACAUCCAAAUAUGAAUUGUGUAGGAAUUACAGCACAUUUUAUGUGGUCCCCCAAUUUUAAAAAAUUAUUGGAUAGUUGGCUGCUCAUCUGUUCCAUGGGCUGAGUGUGGGGUGUUGUGUGAUUCCCUCAUUAUUUCACUUACAUAUAAGCAGAUAAAAGGUCUAGAGUAAAUUUUAAUUGUGCACUUAAAUUUGGAUUCUGUUGAAAAAGUUAUCAACAUGAAGCCCACUCUCAUCAAUUAGCCUGAAACACUGAAUUAAUAGUUUUACUUGGCUUAAAUGUGUGGGUUUGUGUUGGCUCACAUUCAUUAUUUUUCAUUUUGUUUAAUUAAGUCUAGUAACAAAAAACAAUUCCCUGACUAAGUGAACUAGCAUGAGAAUGUGUUUUUUUCUAGAGAGACAAAGCGCUACUAUAAUUCACUCUCAUCUGCCAAAUGCUGUAAAUGACCAAACUGUUACAAUGGGACUGUUUGUGAGCCAAGACACAAUAAUGAUCUGAAGUCAAUCAAUCAAGAAUUAGUAUUAAUUAAUCUUCUUAUGGGUAAAUUUGCACACAUUCGAGAGCAUGAGAAGGAUAUGCAUGCUCUACCAAAAUAAAGGAAUUUUCAUGAAUUACUAAAUUCUUAUGUAAACACUUCUACAAAUGAUUUAUGAAUGAAACCAUUCGAAUCCAUCUUUAUAAAUAGAGAGACAGAGUUCGCAAUAGGCCAAAUCUGUAGCCAGCCUUGUGCAUCUUAACACAUUGUUCUUUCGGCUGCUCCCUGUUCAGUGUCGCCAGUGGAUUGUCUGGUGAUUUUGGCACAGGUUUUAUGACGAAUGCCAUUCCUGUCGCAACCCUCCCAUUUUAUCUGAGCUUGGGACCAGCACAGAGUUAACUCCUCAGUGACCAGGUUAGCUCCCUGCCAUGGCAAUGAUAGUACAGGAUCCUGCCGCUGGACCACCAGGUGACCGUGCAUCUUAAUAUGUAAACUGCUAAAUCUUAGUCUUGCUUAGUAUAAUUUGCACAAUCAUAUUGAUAUUACUGCUGUCAAGAACAAUUCAAGAGCUUUGAGUCAUGACUGUAUGAGCUAGCAUUUAGUUAGUGGGCAUUAGCUAAUCUAGUAUCAGGUAUGUAUGAAAUGCAGGUAAAUAUACUGCUGGUAGCUAAUGUAAAACCUCAACUGAAAACAUGCCAAUACACAGCAGUCAAAAUUUACACUCAACACAACCUAUUUCUUAAGUGGGGGCAGAGUAUGAUUUGAAACUAGCUGACUAUUCCAGCAAAUUACCAUCUGAAUAGAGAACAGGUUCUUUUAGGCUCUGCUCAUUUUAGUAGUUGAGUACACUUUGAACAUCAGCCAAGGUCAUACAGUCUAUAGUAAAUUGUUGGGAAAUGCAGCUAGUGCUUGCUGCCUUGGUUUACACGACCAUUUUGUUUACACACAGGUUUUACUACUUAUACUCUAUAACUCUCAAGUCAAGCACUGUUAGAACAUCUUACAGUAGAACAAGACAUGGCAUUGACACAAAACUGGCAAGAGUUUUGUAGAGUUCAGCUGCAUGCUGGAAAGUUUGUGAAUGUUCAUGAGGCUUGAUCAAGUACAAAACUUUUAAUGAAAUAACUUCUAUAAAAAUGUAAUUUCCCUUAGGGAAAAUAAUGGAGAUAAGCUCAGCUGAACAUUUAAAAAAUGACUAUUCCUAAAAAAUAAUAUGUGGAGAUGUAAUCUUAAAUGUUUCACUUCCAUGGGAAUAGGCAGGGUUGCACUGAUACCAGCCACUAGAGGGACUUGAACAUUUUAGGUUCUCUUUUCCCAGUCACAACAUCAACUAAAUACAUACUUUUUCACUUUGUUCUUAAUAAAAAUAAAAUAAUAAAAAAAAGCAACUAAAAGAGACUAUAAAAAUUGUCUUUAUUUGACAGGAACAUGUACAACAAUAUAC
This is a messenger RNA of Hemibagrus wyckioides, 4014 nucleotides long. RefSeq names its product perforin-1-like. The record is from RefSeq and is a predicted model, not a curated record. The coding region runs from base 200 to 1750 and encodes 516 amino acids. Lineage: Eukaryota; Metazoa; Chordata; Actinopteri; Siluriformes; Bagridae. The transcript is spliced from 3 exons.